AGGGAAAUCAGGACGUGUUCAACACGAAGAAGGAAAUUUCCGAGGCAGAAAUGAACCGACUGGACUGGGCAGGAAACACGGCCUCCACCGAGACUGGGGAAAAACCGCUCCUCCAGGCGGGUCUGAUUCGUUCCCCAACCGAAAUCCCCGGACCUCCGCAUUCCCUGCCGAUGAUCUUUACUCUUUGAAGUUAUCCAUCCCCCCAUGCAGGUCUCGCACCACCCUCCAUCCGGGACACCUGCAACACUUGCAAGUUAUCUUCUUCCCUGUCUUCUCGCCCGCGAGUGACGCCAUGACGUACGGGCCAAUUGCACGAGUCCGGGAUGGACGUUACUUCGGCACUGGGUCGUGCAUCGGUAUAUAAGCCCCGUCCGGGGCCCCCGAGUCGGCUCUCCGCAUCCCUAUCCCGGUUGUACUUCAGGUAGUCCGGUCUGGUUCGUUGCUCACCAUGUAUCGCAUUACAAACAUCUACAUCCUUGCCGCGUUAGGCACCAUCGGUGGUGCAUUGUUCGGCUUCGAUGUCAGUUCCAUGAGUGCCUGGAUUGGCACCGACCAAUAUUUAGACUAUUUUAAUCAUCCAGACAGCAACUUGCAAGGAGGUAUUACUGCUUCCAUGUCUGCUGGAUCUUUCGCCGGCGCACUCGCAGCGGGUUUCCUUUCGGAUUGCCUUGGCCGUCGCUAUUCUCUCGUUAUCGCUUGUUGCAUUUGGAUUGUCGGGGCAGCUAUCCAAUGUUCUGCUCAAAACGUUGCACAUCUGGUCGUUGGUCGGGUCAUCAGUGGGUUGGCUGUCGGUAUCACGUCUUCUCAAGUCUGUGUCUAUCUCGCUGAACUGGCCCCUGCACGCAUCCGAGGCCGGAUUGUGGGCAUCCAACAAUGGGCCAUCGAAUGGGGUAUUCUGAUCAUGUACCUGAUCUCAUACGGCUGCGGCCAGGGUAUUUCUGGUCCCGCUUCCUUCCGCGUGGCUUGGGGUAUCCAGGGGGUUCCUGCAUUGAUCCUUCUUGUCGCCUUGCCUUUCUUCCCCGAAUCGCCCCGUUGGUUGGCCAGCAAGGAACGGUGGGAAGAGGCUUUAGACACAUUGGCCGCGAUCCAUGGCAAAGGAAAUCGCAGCGAUCCCGUUGUCCAGGCUGAGUAUGAGGAGGUGCAAGAGGCCGUGCGGGUUGCCCAGGAAGCUAAGGACGUUUCAUUCUUGGCCCUGUUUGGCCCGAAGAUCUGGAAGCGGACUGUUUGUGGUGUGAGCGCGCAGGUCUGGCAGCAAUUGCUCGGAGGCAACGUUGCUAUGUACUAUGUCGUCUAUGUCUUUGACAUGGCAGGAAUGACCGGCAACACCACCCUGUACUCGUCAGCAAUCCAAUAUGUUAUUUUCCUGGUGACGACCGGUGUCAUUCUGCCAUACAUCGAUCGGAUUGGUCGACGACCUCUGUUGAUGACCGGUUCCAUCCUGUGCAUGGCCCUCCACUUUGCGAUUGCGGGUAUCAUGGCCAGCUACGGUCACCACGUCGACUCAGUGGAUGGCAACUCGAAUCUGAAGUGGUCGAUCACCGGUGCCCCUGGUAAGGGUGUCAUCGCUUGUUCAUACAUCUUCGUUGGUAUCUAUGGUCUCACUUGGGCCCCUGCUGGAUGGAUUUACGCCUCGGAGGUGUUCCCCCUCAAGUACCGCGCCAAGGGUGUCGGAUUGUCGGCCGCGGGUAACUGGAUCUUCAACUUCGCGCUAGCCUACUUUGUGUCGCCGGCGUUCACGAACAUCCAGUGGAAGACGUAUAUCAUUUUCGGCGUCUUCUGCACAGUCAUGACCAUCCACAUCUUCUUCACCUUCCCGGAGACAGCUGGUCGUUCUUUGGAGGAUAUCGACUUAAUGUUCGAGGCUAACUUGCCGGCCUGGAAGACAUCGCGGCUGCCCGACCGAUUCGGCGAUGAGAUUGAGCGUCAGCGACAGAAGACUGGCGGGGCGGAGGCAGGGGAGAAAGGAGUGGAGACGGCGCAUGAUGAGAUGGUCUAA
Messenger RNA from Aspergillus brunneoviolaceus CBS 621.78, 1996 nucleotides. RefSeq names its product putative MFS glucose transporter. Gene Ontology annotation, biological process: transmembrane transport; carbohydrate transport. Lineage: Eukaryota; Fungi; Ascomycota; Eurotiomycetes; Eurotiales; Aspergillaceae. Gene Ontology annotation, molecular function: carbohydrate:proton symporter activity. The record is from RefSeq and is a predicted model, not a curated record. Gene Ontology annotation, cellular component: membrane. The transcript is spliced from 7 exons. Bases 449 to 1996 code for a protein of 515 amino acids.